Molecule: messenger RNA, 372 nt
Organism: Colletotrichum siamense
Lineage: Eukaryota; Fungi; Ascomycota; Sordariomycetes; Glomerellales; Glomerellaceae
Exons: 1
Coding region: 1-372 (123 amino acids)
Source: RefSeq, a predicted model, not a curated record
AUGACAAGACAGGCGCGUCUCUUCCGCGCUUUGGUCGAUAAGCAGCGGGAGGCCACGAAGGCGUUGGCCACUGGCAGCCUUGCACUCUUCAACCAGAAUGACGGCUUCGCUGACGCCUUUGAGAUGGCUCGGCGUCUGGGCCCCAAGGUCCGUCGAUCUGGGGCCCAGGGCAGGGUGAAGACCUGUAUCUACUGUUACUUUGGCUGCACUGCUAAUCAAAAUGCCGUCGCCAUCUCAAGAAGCAGUACGACGCCGUCAUGUGGCCGACGCCUGGCUGCUGAGCCUGGCCGGGAUUAUUUGGGCAAGUUCAGACCUGACUCGAUAGCCGUGUUCAGGCCCGAAGCUCCGGGCGUUUUGAGUCUGCUUCAUUAA